GUUGGUAUCUUCUUGACUGAAAGGAAAGGCUGGCUUUCAAUUAGUUAAGAAUGUGCAUUGUUAUGUGAAGAAAAUAACGACUUGGCCUAGUAUUUUAAACUCAGUCAAUAUUUGAACAUACACACCAGAGCUGUUGUUAGACAUCAAACUCUAUUGGGGUACAGGCCCCUUAUUCAUAUCCCUUUUUUCUUUCAAGCUUGCUGGGCACAAUGCACUACUAGGCUAUAGAAACUCCUGUCACAGGUGGGGGCGCUGGUGCCUCCACUUAGUCUACUCUCUACUCUGAGGAGCAAACCGUAUUUCCCCCUCCAAAGAUACCAACACUGAGAAUCAAGGUAUAAAAAGUAUUUACUGGGGAACAGCAGAUUUAUACACAUGCAUCUGUGUUCGGUGUGCUAGUAUUAUAUGGAAUCAAGUCAAUCGGGAAAUGACUGAUUCACCAAUUUGGGCUCCCUAAAAAAGGCAAAUUUUCGUCAUUAUGACCUCAGCUUCGUAAAGGGCUGUUGCCUGGCAACUCUGUGUUUCCUUGUUUUGCCUGAGAGCGUGUAGAAGGACGAGGUCAGCGCACGCUCUGCUAGUCCUAUGGUGUUUGGGUCAGCUGCCGAGCCCUGGGUACAAAAUGGCACAACAUGGCAACAUGGCACAUAGAGGAAACGGAACACUGAUCACCCACAACAACGCGACCUAUAUUCCACCUUCCCUUAUGCCAGGCUAUUGUGGCCAUGUUCCAAACAUCAAGAACCGAUACGGCGACACCUUCGGGAAUGCCACUAUCAAAUACUUCCAGGACUUUCGCAGUAGCACAAUGUCCUCCAGCAAGAGCCCAUACAACCGUGGCGGGAUGUUCCCGUCCGUCUACUCCAACAACGGGCUGCUGGUUUCAGCCCACCGUGCCGAGAACCGGGAAUGGGCUCUGAGCAUGCCUUAUUGGGCCCGGUAUAAUGUGGACUUGAAUCGACAUGAGACGAUUAAGAACUUUGGCCAGCUCGCUCAGAAACACCGGGAGAAUUACCGAGAUAAAACAGGAACUCGACAGGGCGUCACUCACUUCGUUAUUCCCGUGAAAGAUGUUGAGAAAUACCCGCGGGAGAAUAUACUACUGCUCCCCACGGAACAGACAUCAUCCACGCGUCGCUACCAGACCUUCCCUUCUGGGAUCAGAACAUGUCUGGACGACCGCUGUAUGAGGGACGUGUUCUACGAACGCAGAUAAAGAAAGCCCCGGACGGUGUUCCUUCAUCGCAAAUACAGCUUACAACCACCAGGUGGCUCUGUUGACCUCGUUUUGUUCAAAGAGAUAAAGAUCAGGGAAAGAGUGGGUUUACAGUG
Hypomesus transpacificus is the source of this 1329-nucleotide messenger RNA. It is a transcript of the gene cimip2c, whose product is annotated as family with sequence similarity 166 member C. The coding region runs from base 620 to 1213 and encodes 197 amino acids. The record is from RefSeq and is a predicted model, not a curated record. The transcript has 4 exons. NCBI's taxonomy places the organism in Eukaryota, Metazoa, Chordata, Actinopteri, Osmeriformes, Osmeridae.